GGCAAACAAUUGAGGUAAAUUAUAAAGAAAACGGCUGAUAUAAAAAUUAUAUAUUUUGAAAUAUAUACAUAUACACUCAGUACUACAAAUAAUAACCAUGGCUGACUUCCCACCGAACCUUUCGAUUAGACCGUUAACAAUUGAAGAUCUUGACGAGUGUGUCUCAUUGGAAGCUAGAGGAUUUCCUGAGAAGGAAAGAGCCACCAAAGAAAAGCUUCUGUACAGACUUACUGUGUGUCCAGAAUUAUGCUCAGGAUUAUUUAUCCGUGAUUACACUCCACAAUACAAGGCCAUAAACUUACCAGCAGUUGCUGCCAAGCAAAGCAAAGAAGAGCAAAACGAAGAUAACGAUGAAUCCAAGACCGUAGAUUCUGAAGCUAUUCCAACCAAGUCUUCUGUCCUUAAGGAAACCCUUAUUGGACACAUCAUUGCCACCAAAAUCUAUUCUAACAGAAUCACUUCUGAAUCUAUGGAACUUGGUUCAAAGGAAGACCCUAAGGCUGGUCACAUAGAACACUCUAGAUACAUCGGAAUACACGGAUUGGUGGUUGAUCCAGAAUGGCAAGGUAAGAACUUGGGUACUUUACUCAUGCACGAUUACAUUCAAAAGUUAUCCAAUCAAGAUUUGGGUGACAAAGUGAUCAUCAUUGCUCAUAAACAAUUAAUACCAUUUUAUGAAAAGAUUGGAUUCAACAAUCUUGGUGAAAGUGAUUGUAAGUUUGCUGGUGAAGUCUGGUACGACUUGAGCAUUGACUUGAUUCCUGAAGAUGAUGAUUAAGCUAUUUAGAUAGAUGCGUUGGAGCUUUUACAUAUUAAAUAGUGAUGUACGAGGAUAUUCUAGA
This is a messenger RNA of [Candida] anglica, 842 nucleotides long. NCBI's taxonomy places the organism in Eukaryota, Fungi, Ascomycota, Pichiomycetes, Serinales, Debaryomycetaceae. The record is from the annotation of a GenBank genome assembly.